Lasiosphaeria miniovina is the source of this 623-nucleotide messenger RNA. RefSeq lists its product as uncharacterized. NCBI's taxonomy places the organism in Eukaryota, Fungi, Ascomycota, Sordariomycetes, Sordariales, Lasiosphaeriaceae. The transcript has 2 exons. The coding region runs from base 94 to 330 and encodes 78 amino acids. The record is from RefSeq and is a predicted model, not a curated record.
CGGCAUGGGUCACUGUGCAAACCCUGAAAGAAAACGGGUUAAUUAUGCAGCGACGAUGAUGAAGAGACGCAGUCACCCGCCAGGAAAGAGUCAAUGCACUUGCUUGGGUAUCUGCUGUGGCUGUGCAGGUGCAGUGCAGUGUGCAGUGUGCAGUGUGCAGUGCAGUGGAGGACUUUGAGUUACGCAAGCGAAAAGAGAGAGAGAGAGAUACACCAGAUGAGGCCCAGCGAGACAGACAGACAGACGACAGCUGGCGAGGCGAGACGAGACAUGGAAGUGGAGAGAGCUGCCCGCCUCACUCUACCUACCCUAGGUCUGCUAGCUGAUUGACGGCAGGGAAGGUAGGGUAUGCAGGCCAGCUCUUCGUGCAUCUGCAGCUUCCUUCCAUACCUUCCUUGGGUCAGGAAGCCAAUAACCUUGGAGGUGCGACUCCACGUUGCCUGCGCUGCACGGGGGACUCGCACGGGACCUGUCCUGAAUACUAGUCGAGAGCCAAUGCCGCCAAUAACAUUAGGUGGUUGAGGUGAAAAAGGGGGUGUAGUGUGCGGUGCGACCAGAUCUGAUCGAACAAGAAUGGAAUCUCUUGGCUCAUGCCACUUACGGUCCUGGGUGCUGUCUGUUUG